This is a messenger RNA of Musa acuminata AAA Group (dessert banana), 902 nucleotides long. RefSeq names its product acid phosphatase 1-like. Gene Ontology annotation, molecular function: acid phosphatase activity. The record is from RefSeq and is a predicted model, not a curated record. NCBI's taxonomy places the organism in Eukaryota, Viridiplantae, Streptophyta, Magnoliopsida, Zingiberales, Musaceae. The transcript is spliced from 3 exons. The coding region runs from base 45 to 785 and encodes 246 amino acids.
CAUCGGUCACUCUCAAUGCUCACCACACCUUAACAAGGGGCUUCAUGGCGACUUCCCCAUUUCCCAUUCCCACCAACCUCUGCUGCACCACCGCCAUGAAGCGAUGCCUGAGCUCCGACAUGGCGGCGGAAGAAAGCUACUGCCUGAGCUGGCGGGUCGCCGUGGAGGCCAACAAUGCCCGCGGCUGGCGUACGGUGCCGUCGGAGUGCGUCUGCCACGUCGAGAGCUACAUGCUCGGAGGUCAGUACGAGAGCGACGUCGACGCCGUGGUCGAAAACGUCACGGCUUACCUCGACGGCGUCGUCGCGGCUGACGACGACAAGGACGUGUGGCUCCUCGACGUGGACGACACCUGCCUUUCCAACCUUCCUUACUACAGGGGGAAGCACUUUGGGGGAGACGCUUUCGAUUCCACGGCAUUUAGGAAUUGGAUUCUGAGAGGAGAUUGUCCUGCAAUCCCUGCAGUCCUCAGGCUUUAUGAGAAGCUGAUGGGAAGAGGAUUCCAAGUCUUUCUUGUCACUGGGAGGGAUGAAGAGGUCAUGGGCUCAUCCACAGCUGAGAACUUGGCUGCUCAAGGGUUUGUUGGGCAUCAGAGGCUGAUCAUGAGAGGUCCCAGAUUCAGAGGACAGGGUGCAGUGGCCUUCAAGUCAGCUAUCAGAAGGCAGCUGGUGGCAGAGGGAUACAGGAUCAGAGGAAAUGUUGGAGAUCAAUGGAGUGAUCUUUUGGGAGAUUGCGUUGGGGAUCGCACAUUUAAGAUUCCAAAUCCCAUGUACUUUGUCCCAUGAAAUAUUUUGCUGUUUCGAUUCAACAAGUUCCAACUCCAAGAGCUUGGCUGCUUGAAUUAUCUUGGGAAUGUAAGUGGGGAUUAGAUGAGCAAAUUGCAGAGUAGAGAUUUGGAAUUA